Molecule: messenger RNA, 615 nt
Organism: Neurospora tetraspora
Lineage: Eukaryota; Fungi; Ascomycota; Sordariomycetes; Sordariales; Sordariaceae
Exons: 1
Coding region: 1-435 (144 amino acids)
Source: RefSeq, a predicted model, not a curated record
AUGCCAAGAACCCUCGCUACAGCACGCGGGCGCUGUCCCCAGAAGGCCGCCUUGAAGGAACAAGGCAUUAACCCCAACAAGCUCCUCUCAAGCUCGCGAGUUACGCCGCGGCGUAUGACCGCCGAGUCCAAACCUCCCCGUCCUCGGUGCCGUCAGACCACCGAGAAGAUCUUCCAAUUUGCGCUCGGAGAAGUCCAUGCUUCGGACAAGAGCUUUCAGACCGAAAGCGUUCCCCAACCCCCGAAAGAAGAGAAGGCGGAAGCGCACCGCGAAGUGAAGCAGGAGGUUGUCGACAGGAAGAGGACCGCGGAAAAAGAGAUCCCCACGAGGAGGACCAUGAAGAGGAAGAUCGCGAAGAGGCCAAUCGCAAAGAAGUCGAUUGCGAAGGAGUCGACCGUGAAGAAGAAGGUCGUCAAGAGGGAAGGGAAAUCCUAAGCCUCUCCGGCUAGGUAAAGGAGGUAUGUAGAGGUAGACAAAGGACCCAUGCCACGUGAACUUGGUUACUGAGCGGGCUCUGACCUUGAGGGUGUUUGAUUUCAUAGGAAAUAUUGCCAUAUCGCCGCUUGACGUCCGAUAACACACAAGUCUCGCGUCACCAACUUUUCACGAGAUUUG